UGGCACUUGCAAUUGUUUCGCAUUGUUUACUUUCCUUCUUCGAUCUUUCGCUCCAACAGUUAGUCUAGUUGACCAUGUCUACAUCUACGACUCCACGAAGCCGCACUUGGCCUGCCGCAAGCAACAGCAACGGCACUGCCAGCAGUGAUCCUAAACGGAACGCUUCGGAUACCAUCUCCAAGCUUUUAAGCGGUACUAGUACCUGUUUGUUGGCACAAGUACCACAACCAGACGACGAAGCAGCCGCCGAUGCGUUUGAUCAGGAAAUCAGUCAAUGCCAACCCAAUUUGCUGGAUUUGAUCAGUGUAGCUGUCACGGACAACACCACCAUUACGAGCGGUGGAUCUCCGGAGCAAGACAAACCAGAGCCGCCAAAAGAAGAAGAGCAGCCAGUAGAAGAAGAACAAGUAGAAAAGAAGAAAGAUACGUGGGUCACAUUCACAGCCGACUUUCCUACCGAGCACUACUUACCAGUACCACCACCACCACCACCAGAAGAACAAGCAGAACAAGCAGAAGACAAAGGGGGGGAAGAUCAUAAUAAUAAUAAUAUUGAAGUGGAAAUCCAAGAUCAUUUUGAAGAACUGGGAUUGCCUCAAGAUAAGAAGAGUAGUAGUGACCGCCAAGGCUUGUUUGUCUACCUCCACCACAAAUCCAAACGGUUUGUCUCGAGGCUCUCGGGAUGGUCGGAUGCAACGCCACGGGAAUAUCAACAUCAACCACAAGAAGGAGACGACGAGCUCGACACUCAAGACAACCACAACCACAAAUCAGCACUUCACGCACGACAAGUCUGUCUCUGCAUCUUGUGUCUCGCCAUUCUAGCUGCCAUUGUCGUGCCCGUCGUCGUGUGCAAUCUAUAUGACAAGUGCGGCAGUAACAACAGUAACAACGACAUUAACAACAGCAACCAGAGUCAAGAACAACCACAAGACAAUGACUCGAUUCUAAUGACGAUUGAGACGACGACGACAGACACUCCUGGCAGUACUACUACCACGGCACCCCCUCGCGAUAAUGAUGAUGUCACCUCUCUGCCACCCAUUGAUGUCAUGCCCGCCACCCACGGCAAUAUUUAUGACUUUGUCACGAUCAAUCUCGGAAGGACCGGAGCCACCAUGGAAAUUCCAGAAUACACCGUCCGCCAAUUAGACGAUCACCGCUCUCCACAAUCCAAAGCAUAUCUAUGGUUGGCAUUCAGCAGCAGCUAUCCCGCAGAUGUGCUACAAGACAUGCCUCUCUGGAGGACACAACAACUAUUUGCAUUGGCCACACUCUUCUUUUCUCUACAACAACAAAAUCCAGAUCCGUCCACAAAUAAUCAGUGGCUCAAUGCGUCCCUGUCGGAAUGUCAGUGGUCCACCGAUUUGGUAUGCUAUCCAGCACUCCCCCACAACCAGGGACUGCUGGUCAAUACGGAAUUGGAUCAAGUCAUUCGCGAUAUUCGACUCGAUGGUUGGCACCACAACAACAACAACAACAACAACUCUAGUACAUCAGUAUUACCCGCCGAACUGGAGCUACUCAAGGGCCUGCAGCACUUACAAGUCACCAAUACUAACGCUGCCACUGGAUCAUUGGAUGACUUUUUGCCCACGGUACAGUUGGCCAACUUGCCGCGACUUCACACUCUCGUCUUGCACAACAAUCACCUCACGGGAGGCAUACCAAGUGAACUGGGGGCAUUGACAGGGUUGCGACAGUUGGAAUUGGAUCGAAAUGAGUUGAGUGGACGUGUACCAGACGAAAUUUGCAAGUUGACAACGCAAAACGAACAAGAACUCUUUCUCGUGGUGGAUUGUACUGGUACCACCAGUGCAGCACUCAUCUGUCCAGAGAAUGAUUGCAACUGCAAUUGUUCCUAACUAGGCUAGGCUAGCCUAACUAACUAGCUGUAAAAAUGUAGCAAAGCAGAGGAGCUAGCUACCGUACCGACUGACUAACUGACUGUGCGAGAGCUGGCUUCUGUGGAUAACCUCGCUACUCCGAACUCUUGAACCCAUCGUCUCAUAUGUAGCUGCCAACAUCCUUUUAAAAAAUAUUGUAGAUGGCCUAGUAGUCUACUC
Messenger RNA from Seminavis robusta, 2066 nucleotides. The record is from the annotation of a GenBank genome assembly. NCBI's taxonomy places the organism in Eukaryota, Bacillariophyta, Bacillariophyceae, Naviculales, Naviculaceae.